This is a messenger RNA of Chenopodium quinoa (quinoa), 1972 nucleotides long. Its product is annotated as WASH complex subunit 3-like. Bases 513 to 1424 code for a protein of 303 amino acids. The record is from RefSeq and is a predicted model, not a curated record. The transcript has 3 exons. Lineage: Eukaryota; Viridiplantae; Streptophyta; Magnoliopsida; Caryophyllales; Amaranthaceae.
AAAUACUUUCAGAAAAAACAAAUGGAACCAAACACUUACACCAUUGCGUAAUCUAUUGCCAAAAAAGGCACCACCUUUGGACAAAAAAAAUAUGACAUGUCAUACCCACAGUCCAUUUCUUGAUCCAUAUAUUAAAAUAAUAAAAUACAUGUGGAUGCUAUUCAUGUAAUUACACACUCAAACUAAGGGUAUAAUGGAAUUUCAAAUUUCUGAAAUAUCGAGAAACUCAUCUUCAUUUUUAUUUAUUUAUAAAAUUUAAUUUUUUUAUAUUUUUUUUUAUUGCAACCACACUAAACAAAAAAAAACUAAAAAAAAACCCUUAUUAUAAAUAUAGAAGUAACUCCACGUCUUUGAUAAGAGAUCUGCAAAGCUAGACAACGACGAAUAAUUGAGAGAAAAAUUAAAUUAAAACAUCUUUCAACCCUCAAAAAAAAAAAAAAAAAAAAAACAGAAGAACUGAACGAAAUUAUUUUUAGCAGAUCUGAAAUUUGUGAAAAAUCAAGAAGAAAAUUAUGAGGAUUAGAAAAAACGCAAGGCUAAUAUCAUCUUCAUCUUCUUCAUCAUCAUUUCUAGUUUGUCAGCUCAAUCGUUCUCCUUGGGAUGUCGACUCUUUCUCUCUCCAGGGUGAAUGGGGAGAUGGAUUUGCCGUUAAUGGUAGCUUAGUGGAUGCGUUUCCUUCUUCAGACAGCUUCCCUAGUGGGGAGUCCAUGGAAUUAUCGUUCGAGUACGUCGAAAAACCGCUACCGCCGCCGCCGCCACCACCACAGUCUCUUCUCGAGGAGAGAGAAUUUGUUAAAGAUGAACAACAACAACAACAAAUUGGUGUUGGCAAUGGAAGGAACAAAGGGUGGCAACAUAUCCAUCACCAACUCAAGCCGCCACCGCUUAAGGUGGCACUUCCGCCAAUCCCCACUCCUCCAAAGAAGCGGGGACGGCCCAAGAAGCCCACCACACCCGCAACAACACCUACGACACCAACGGUAAUCACCCCGGCAACCACAAAGCCCGCGAAUAAUAAUAGUGUUAGUAGCAAUAGCAACCCGUAUGAGUUUUACUAUUAUUCCGGGUUCGGGCCGAGGUGGAGCAAGAGAAGAGGAGGGAACAAGCACAAUGUGGGUAAUGAUAGCAAUUAUUUCAAUACAACAACGAUCAAUGAAGUUGACGAAUCGGCUGGUUCUUCCUCAACUAGUCAUAAUAUUAUGAGUGAAGACGAUAAAGAUGAUGAUGACGACAACAAGAAAAUGAAGGGUAAUACUAUUACUAAUGCUGGUACUAAAAUUGUUGAGAUGGAUAGUAAUUUGGAUAAUGAAAUCGACUAUAUCGAAGACGAUUUCGAUGAUGAUGAAGAAGAUGAAGAUGAAAAUAAUGGUGGUAGGAGAAUUCGUAAGCCUGUGAAAGCUAGGUCACUUAAAUCGUUAAUGUGAUUUUAUUAUCAAUGCUUAAUUUUGCUUAGUUGCUGCUAGGAAGGUCGAAGGUUGUAGCUUGUAGGUUUUUUUUUUCUUUUGUUGUUUGUAUUUGUCGAAAUUUUAUGGUGUUUUUUUUUCUUAUCUUUUUUCUAAUGUGUUGUAUUGUGCUGUCAUUUGAACUAGCUGACCGUCGAGUAAGAAUAGCAAGCUUUUUCAAAAAAAAAAAUAUUAUUUUGAAAGUGACUUGUCAAAUGAGCAAUCCUCUAUAUAUUGGUCAAACUUUGAAAGCCUAACGACUCCCUCCAUUUUUUUUAUAAUUACAACAAUUUAACUUUUACACUAUUCGUAUGUUUUACUUAGACUAACUUUAACGGUUUAUAGUUAAGUAUAAAUAUUGUCAUGUGAAAUUUUAUUAGAUUCAACUCAAUUUAUUUAUAUAAUUUUAUCAUUAAAUGUUUAUAAUUUAAUUUUUACAAAUUGCUAAUUAAAGAUAUUAACAAUAAAAAACAUGAACCGGCCAGCGUAAAAAUAGAAGUGUUGCUAAAAAAAAGGUGGAGCUAUAUUAA